Messenger RNA from Trypanosoma rangeli, 1836 nucleotides. Its product is annotated as WD40 repeat-containing protein SMU1. The coding region runs from base 1 to 1836 and encodes 611 amino acids. Lineage: Eukaryota; Euglenozoa; Kinetoplastea; Trypanosomatida; Trypanosomatidae. Gene Ontology annotation, molecular function: protein binding. The transcript has a single exon. The record is from RefSeq and is a predicted model, not a curated record. Gene Ontology annotation, biological process: mRNA splicing, via spliceosome. Gene Ontology annotation, cellular component: precatalytic spliceosome.
AUGGCGGACGGUGUUCUUGCUCAUGAGGAGGUACUGCGACACGUAUACUCCUUUUUGCAGGCAUACGGCUACAAGAAUGCCUUGCUUGCGCUCCAGAACGAGUCACGCGUGCCAUUUAACAUCAUAGACGUUGUGGAUGCAAAGGAGCACACGGAUAAAAGGAGUUCCGUGACGCCUACAAGCCCUGCCGGACUAGAGCGCGCGGUUCUUGACGGGCAGUGGGACACGGUGCUUGCCAAAUACGUACAUUCGCUGCUGCUCCCCAUGGAAGUGUUGUUUGACCUGUACGAACACAUCUUUGAGGAGCUGUUGAUGCUGCAUGGCUUUGUGCAUGCGGCGAGGGCUUUUUUCCACAAUUCACCCAUUUUUGUGGCCAUGAAACACUCUUCUGCGGCUCGGUAUGCGCGGUUGCAGCAGGCGUUGGACGUCAAAAAUAAGAGCUUUGUAGAUGAUAUGAAUACGCCUGGGAGUGGUCUAGUACCUGUGGAGGUAAAGGCUAAGCGGGAGGCGUUGUUGCGGACGUUGCAGGAAGUCAUCACGUGGAACUCAGAGCCGUACAACGGCUUUUUACCCGCCGCGUUAUGGCGGUUGCUGAACGACGGGGAUGGCAAUCGUGAUGGUGCCAAAACAAACUCGCUAAAGCGACAGCGCACAAAUGAUUUUGCUGCACCAUCGAAUCUGCCUCCCGCCAUGUUUCUGCACUACCCACUUCAGUGUCCCAAGAUAAUUCGACGUAAAAUCGUCUUUGACAACGCUGAAAAACCCAUCUCAUGUGUGCAGACUAUGCUUCCAACUGCAGACACUAACGGAGACCCGUUUGCGGCACUCAUUGUUGGCAAGACAGACGGGACGGUGGAUUUCUUAGCUGUGGAUUCCGCUUCACCUAUUGUGGCCUCUGUUGGGCACACCGACGGUGUCUUGAGCCUGGCUCUUGAUACCCUGGAAGAAGGUGCCACGUGGGUCGCCGUAGGCUACCGGGACGGCAGUGUGAAGAUCUAUAACACAGAAACCCGAAAAUUGGUGCGUCGCUUUUCACAGGUUCACGGUAGUGGUGUGUUGUCCCUCAUCUUUGCAGGCGCACCAAACCCCGCCCUCGCGGGCCAUCACGCUUGGGUCGUUUCUGGCUCCUUUGAUGGUGUGAUCCAGGUGCUCGACAUCCGUGAAGGGAAGUCACUGCAACGGAUAGCGGAUGCACAUCAAUCCAAGUAUGUGCUUUCACUCUGCUCGUUGAUGGGAAAGACCAGGGGCGUGGUUUCUGCUGGAAACAAUGGGAUGCUUUGUUUUUGGUCCGUGUCUAACGCGGGGUUGAGGCAAGCUGGACCAGCCCGUGCGCUUCGAUCCAUUCAUACCUCACUGAAGGAGGAGCUUCCUAUGCGGCUGCUGCCCGUGGAGGAUAAGGAGGCAGAGGGUGAAGUGUUGGUGCUGACGCGUGGACAGCAGGCCUUGCUUUUGAGUGUUUGUUUCACGGGUGAUGCCACAAAUCCGGUCGUGGUUUCGAUGCACUGCAGCAUUUGUAUCCCGCGGCCGGUGCAUGCGGGGUGUCUGCGCGUCAUCCAAACCCCCGCCCUCGCCACCCCACUGCUUUCGCUCUUUUUUACGGACCGUGAGGGGACGAUCCUCCUCUACAACGUGGAGAUGUCGUGGCGGUUGCGUGGGGGAGCUGCAACCGGCGGGUGUAGGAUGGAACUGCGUCCUGCAGAUGAGAGCUCUGUCGUGGUGGUGGACCACGGAGAGAAGGUGGAGGACUUAAAUGUGGUCAACAUCCUUGGCACCUCCACUUCACUACUUGCCUUUUCUCCCUCCCUCUCCGCUAUGUACGUUCUCUCCUGGAGCUAA